Vanrija pseudolonga is the source of this 1970-nucleotide messenger RNA. RefSeq names its product Myb-like DNA-binding protein BAS1 (gene BAS1). The record is from RefSeq and is a predicted model, not a curated record. Lineage: Eukaryota; Fungi; Basidiomycota; Tremellomycetes; Trichosporonales; Trichosporonaceae. The coding region runs from base 47 to 1780 and encodes 577 amino acids. The transcript is spliced from 3 exons.
CGACGUUGCUCAUCUUCCCUUCGCUACCCAGACAUAUCCGGCCGCCAUGGCAGACUCGAGGGUGAGCCUCCCAAGGCGGCCAUACCCUGGGCCGUUACAGCCUCCGCCCGGCCAGCCCCCACCGGCGGCAGUAACCGCCGCCGCCGCCGCUGGUCCCCCAAACCCACUAUCAUUCAUCUUUGACAACCAACAACCCCUUCACCACCGCUCGGCGGCCUCGACGCUUUCCUCCGUCUCGCCUGCUGGCCCGUCCUCCGCCUCCGCCUCCGCGUCAGGCGGCUCCAGCGGCUCGGCUUCUGUCCUCUCGGCUUCUACCAACGCAACGACAAUAUCCACGGCUUCAUACCCGGAAAGCAUGUCGUCCUCCUCGGCAGCGGCGCUCACCGCCCCCGGUACCGGGGCCCGCCGCCGACGCCGAUGGACACAGGAGGAAGACGACGCCCUCAUCAACGCCGUCGGCAAGUAUGGCUGUGCCCGAGGACCUGGGUCGCAGUGGUCCAAGAUCUCGGAGGGCCUCCCAGGCCGGACAAACAAGGACUGCCGAAAGCGUUGGUUCCACUCGCUUGACCCCGCGGUGCGCAAGGGCAAGUGGUCGGCAGAAGAAGACGACUCACUGCGCCGCCUGUACGCCGAGAUGGGACCACAAUGGAAAGAAAUAGCACUACGGAUCCCAGGACGCAAGGAUGACCAGGUCUCCAAGAGAUGGCGCGACGUCCUCGCGCCAGAGUUGACUGCCAAAAAGCCAUGGUCCGCCGAAGAGGACCGGCUCCUGCUCGAGCUCCUCGAGCAGCUUGGGCCGCGGUGGACGGCCAUCGCCGACAAGCUCCCCGGGCGGAGUCCCAUCGCCUGUCGCAACCGCAGCCGCAAGUACCGCUCCGUCAAGAACGACGGCGACAGUGGCCGGCAGGACGGCGAGUACAUCAAGGUUGAGGAUCCAGAUCCGUACCCGCCUAGCCACUACGUGCCUUCCAAUUACGCGGCGUCCAACCCCGACCCGCUAGCAGGCCCGGCGAGCACGUCGACACACGCCGACUCGGUGCGCUCAGCCACAGAGGGCCCGGGUUCAGUCCACGAGUUCGAGUUUGACUUUGGCGUCGGCGGCGUCCAGGCCACUCCGCAGCCAGGACCGACGCAGCACCCUCCCCCGCCGCCACCGUACGGCGCAAACGACCAGGAGGAAUGGCGCCUCCCCAACCUCGGCCUCGAGGGCGGCAUGCCGGGCCUUGCGUUUGACUUUGGGGACGCGAACCGGACGGGCCACACGCCUCUCCCGCCGCCGGGCUCUACGCCAGGCAACGCCGCCGACGAUUCGAUGGGCGAGGCAAGCAGCCUCCUGCGCAGCUUCGCCCAGGCGCAGCAUCAACUUCACAAUGUUCCUCCCCCGCCGUCACUGCAUACGCAUGCGCCCGCUCCUGCGGCAGAGAGCAGGCUGCUGGAAGGAUGGCUCGCGAGCGUCGGCGGCACCGAGCGAGCUGCAGCUGCCGCUGCUGCUGCUGCUCCCAACUCUCUCAUCCUCUCUCCGGAUACUCCUGGACCUAGGGGCCUGGGCGCAUUGUACUCUGACAGCCCGCGUCCGGCCAACCAGAACCCGCCUCCGCCAGCAAGUGACACUGGAAGCGUUGCAGGUGCUACGCCAGUGUCGAACUUGUGGUCGCUUCUGCUCGCGCUGGACAGGGGCGACCCAAGUGUCAACGUCAGCUCAGCAUUCCUCAGGCAGUUGCUGCACGACGGCGGUCCUGCGGCCAAUGUGCCGUCGCCAUCUGCGCUGCACAAGACGUGAGGUCAUCAAGGGCGGUUCCACGCAUGGGACGUCAAUAGUAAUGGCUCCAGGGCGUCAUAAUGGCCGUACAAGUGCCCGUCCCGCAGUUCCUCGGCUUUCCGCGACCACGAGAGCGUUGCAUUCACACGCAGUUGUAAAGUAGUGUACGGGGUAUACAGGGCUACAAUGUACUACAGCUGGUUAAGUUUAG